AUGCUGGAUCCCAGCAGCUCUACGCGGCGACGUCUCGUACACGUCCUCACACUCGCCUCUCUGUUGUUCCCAUCAGCUACAGCUCAGACGGCAAAUACCUUCAAGUAUGUCGGUCUUUCCGGCGUGUCAGCACAACAGAUGUUUCUGGGGCGGCCGGGGAAGGUGUACAUAGUGGACAAGACAGAGCGCAACAACGCAACAGUAAAUGGUCAUCCCGCCUGGGCGACCGAAUAUGACCUCGCGACCAACACCUACCGGUCCAUGGACGUCCUCUCCAACGCGUUUUGCGCUGGCGGCACCGUCCUCGGUAACGGCACCUGGAUCAAUGUCGGCGGCAACCAAGCCAUCACGUACGGCGGCAAUACGGCGGCCAGCCAGACAGGGCAGAGUCCAUACCGGAACACAGAUGGCGGGAAGGCGGUACGCGUCCUUGAUCCGUGCGAUGAUGAGAGCUGCGAGUGGGUCGAUAACCCUGCAAUGUACAUGACGACGCGGAGGUGGUAUCCUACUGUCGAGACGCUGGAGGAUGGGUCCGCGAUCAUUAUGGGCGGAUGCGAGUGGGGUGGGUAUGUGAAUUACGCGGAUAAUCAGAACAAUCCAACCAUCGAGUACUGGCCAUCAAAAGGCACGCCCUUCACUCUCCAGUUCCUCCUUAAGACCAUGCCCGUCAACCUCUUCCCCCUCGUCUGGCUUCUCCCGUCCGGUAACCUCUUUGUCCAAGCCGAAUUUCAAGCCGAGAUAUUCGACUACAAGCGCCAGAUCGAAUACCCUCUUCCCAACAUCCCAUACGCCGUUCGUGUCUACCCCGCGAGCGCAGGCACGGCCACCUUCCCCCAAACGCCGCAGAAUAACUGGACGAUGACGAUCCUGUUCUGCGGCGGGACGAAUUUGAAGCAGGAUCAGUGGACUACUACUUGGCCCAUCUCCAAGUACCCCGCGGACAAGACGUGUGUGCGCAUCAGUCCGGAUGUAGAUACUACGUGGUACGAUGAUGACUCGCUCGAUGCGGGUCGGUCUAUGGGAAAUCUCAUCAACCUCCCGGAUGGCCGUCUUUUCCAAGUGAACGGUGCUGGUCUCGGCACGGCAGGCUACGGCAAUGACACAUGGGCGAUCGGCCAAUCUUACGCCGACAACCCGCAGUACCAGUCUUGGUAUUUCGACCCUAGCAAGCCGACGGGUCAGCGAUGGGCCAAGGCGGGCGUAUCGUCCAUUCCAAGGAUGUACCACUCGUCCGCGUCGUUGUUGCCUGAUGGCACCGUGAUCAUCUCGGGUAGUAAUCCGAAUGCUGAUUACGUCGACAAGGUCAAUGUUCCCACUGCGACCUAUGUCACCCAGUAUCAAGUCGAGAUCUUCUAUCCAGACUACCAUGACAAGCCCAAACCCAAGCCACAAGGUAUGCCUAGUACCAUCACCUACGGCGGCGACUCGUUCGACGUGACCCUCUCCCUCGUCGACCUCGCCAACAAUGCCCUCAACAUCAACCGUACAAAAGCCGUCAUCAUCCGGAGCGGGUUCAGUACGCACACUAUGAAUAUGGGUAUGAGGCACAUCGAGCUCGAGACUGCGUUCACGAGUAAUGAUGAUGGAAGCGCGACGCUGCAUGUGGCGCAGAUGGAGCCGAAUCCUGCCAUUCUUGCUCCGGGACCAGCCAUGUUUUUCAUCGUCGUCAACGGUGUCCCUUCGAAUGCGAGCUGGAUUAUGGUCGGCGAUGGGAUCAUCGGGAAGCACACACUCAGGCCUCGGAGCACACUGCCUCGCUCGACAAUCUCGGCCCAGCUCGUGGCGCAGUAUGGAGGGAGCUUUGUCGUUACCGGCGGAGGUAGCAGUACGAGCAGUGGUACUGAAAGGAGAAGCAUAUCGGGGUUGAUGGGCUGGGGAGGCUUGGUCGCCGUGCUCUUAGGUAGCUUCUGGGCUUUAUCGGUGUAG
Dioszegia hungarica is the source of this 1926-nucleotide messenger RNA. RefSeq names its product putative glyoxal oxidase precursor. The transcript has 7 exons. Bases 1 to 1926 code for a protein of 641 amino acids. The record is from RefSeq and is a predicted model, not a curated record. NCBI's taxonomy places the organism in Eukaryota, Fungi, Basidiomycota, Tremellomycetes, Tremellales, Bulleribasidiaceae.